Messenger RNA from Glarea lozoyensis ATCC 20868, 7212 nucleotides. RefSeq names its product P-loop containing nucleoside triphosphate hydrolase. The transcript is spliced from 3 exons. The record is from RefSeq and is a predicted model, not a curated record. Gene Ontology annotation, molecular function: actin filament binding; cytoskeletal motor activity; ATP binding. Bases 1 to 7212 code for a protein of 2403 amino acids. Lineage: Eukaryota; Fungi; Ascomycota; Leotiomycetes; Helotiales; Helotiaceae. Gene Ontology annotation, cellular component: myosin complex.
AUGGCGUCUAAUUCAGGACAUGUACGGAAUAAUCCUUUUGCUCGAAACUCUUCCCCAUCGCCCUCACCCGCUCCUAUACCCAGAAAUGGUCGACCCAAAUCUAUGAUCAUGACCUCGCCGCUGUCCGGAAACAGUAGUCCUUCGCACGCUCGGAACCAGUCGUACUCCUCUCUUGCGGGCGUUGUGGCUCCUAACAAAACUCUGAAUUCGCGACAUCGAACAGACUCGAAGGCGGGAACUCAAGCAUCUAGCACCUUUGCGCCAUCAUUCAUCCAAGGGGAUGAAAUGCGCCGCUCAGAGACAAUCAAGGGAAUUGAGGGAGAAAACGACUUUUCAGGGAAGAGAUACGUCUGGCUAAAAGAUGCUGAGUCUGCUUUCGUGAAAGGAUGGGUGGUUGAAGAGCUGGAUAAUAAUCAAAUACUUGUACAAUGCGACGACGGUAGUCAACGCGAAGUAAACUCAGACACUGUCGACAAGGUCAAUCCUGCGAAGUUCGACAAAGCAGAUGAUAUGGCAGAACUCACUCAUUUGAACGAGGCUUCUGUAGUGCACAACCUUCAUAUGCGAUAUCAAGCCGACUUGAUAUACACGUAUUCGGGACUUUUCCUGGUUACCAUUAACCCAUACUGUUCGCUUCCAAUAUACAGCAACGAGUAUAUCAACAUGUACAAAGGCCAAAGCCGCGAGGAUACCAAACCACAUAUCUAUGCUAUGGCGGACGAAGCCUUUCGGAACUUGGUAGAUGAAGGCGAAAACCAAAGUAUACUGGUUACCGGAGAAUCGGGUGCUGGGAAAACAGAAAAUACCAAGAAAGUCAUUCAGUAUCUUGCUGCAGUAGCACACUCAGAAUCGCCCGUCAAAAGUAGAGGACAUCAGCAUUCGAACCUAUCUCAACAGAUUCUUCGCGCGAAUCCGAUAUUGGAGGCUUUUGGUAACGCGCAGACCGUCCGAAACAAUAACUCUUCACGUUUUGGAAAAUUUAUUCGUAUCGAGUUCACGCGUGCGGGAACCAUUGCUGGCGCUUUUAUAGACUGGUAUUUGCUUGAAAAGUCAAGAGUCGUUCGGUUGAAUUCGCAUGAACGUAAUUACCAUGUUUUCUAUCAACUUCUAAAGGGAGCGGAUCGCCAAUUGAAGCGGGACUUCUUUUUGGAUGAUUUGGAUGUCGGAGAUUUCGCGUAUACUCGAGAUGGUCACGACACAAUUACUGGGGUCUCAGACCGCGACGAAUGGCAAGUGUUGAUCGAAGCUUUUAACAUCAUGGGCUUCUCCGAAGAGGAACAAUCAUCAAUACUCCGGACCAUCGCAGCUGUUUUACACCUUGGAAAUGUAACCGUGAUGAAAGAGAUUCGAGGCAGUGAUCAAGCGCGCUUAGCAGCGGACGCUUCUGUACAAGCGGAGAAGGUCUGCAAGUUACUCGGAAUACCACUGGAACCAUUUUUACGAGGAUUGCUACAUCCUAGAGUUAAGGCAGGACGGGAGUGGGUCGAAAAGGUACAGACACCAGACCAAGUACGUCUUGCAAUUGAUGCUUUAUCAAAGGGUAUUUAUGAGAGGAGUUUCGGCGACUUGGUAACCCGCAUAAAUCGACAACUUGACAGGUCUGGAAUGGGCAUGGACGAUUCGCAUUUCAUCGGCGUUCUCGAUAUUGCGGGUUUCGAGAUUUUCGAGCAUAACAGCUUUGAGCAGCUCUGUAUCAACUACACCAACGAGAAGUUACAGCAGUUCUUCAACCACCAUAUGUUCGUUUUGGAACAGGAGGAAUAUGCCCGAGAACAAAUUGAGUGGAAGUUCAUUGAUUUUGGCCAUGAUCUUCAGCCAACCAUCGAUCUCAUCGAGCUUCCAAACCCUAUCGGUAUUUUCUCUUGUCUCGACGAAGACUCUGUCAUGCCGAAAGCGACUGAUAAAUCCUUCACGGAGAAAUUGCACUCAUUAUGGGACCGAAAAACACCAAAAUACCGAGCAGCUCGGCUUGGGCAAGGUUUUCUGCUUACUCAUUAUGCUGCCGAAGUUGAAUACUCGACGGAAGGAUGGCUGGAAAAAAACAAGGACCCCCUUAACGACAAUGUCACUCGUUUAUUAGCAAUUUCCACAGACAAGCACGUCGCUGAGCUGUUUGCUGACUGCGCAGACGUCGACGAAGAAUUUGGAGCGACUCGGAGCCGUGUGAAGAAGGGCUUGUUCCGGACCGUCGCUCAGAGGCACAAGGAACAGCUAUCCAGUCUAAUGGCUCAACUCCAUUCUACACAUCCGCAUUUUGUGCGAUGCAUCAUUCCUAACCACAAGAAACGACCCAAGCAGCUGAGCGCGCCGUUAGUACUAGACCAGCUUCGAUGCAAUGGUGUGCUCGAAGGGAUCAGAAUUGCUCGGACUGGAUUCCCAAAUCGACUGCCAUUCUCAGAAUUCCGCCAGCGUUACGAAGUGCUGUGUAGGAACAUGCCGAAGGGGUAUUUGGAAGGACAAAUGGCUGCGUCACUAAUGCUUGAGAAACUCGGUUUAGACAAGGCAUUGUUCCGCGUAGGCUUGACCAAGGUGUUCUUUAGAGCAGGUGUGCUGGCUGAGCUGGAAGAGCAGCGUGACGCAUUGAUCCGAGAAAUAAUGUCCCGCUUUCAGUCGAUUGCGCGGGGAUUCACGCAACGCCGAAUCGCCCACAAGAGACUCUAUAGAGCAGAAGCAACUAGAAUCAUACAGAGAAACUUCCAAGUAUACUUGGAUCUGUGUGAAAAUCCAUGGUGGAAAUUGCUUGUCAAAAUGAAACCCCUUCUGGGUGCUACUCGGACCUCUGGUGAGGUGAAGAAGCGCGAUGAAAUGAUAUCAAAACUCAACGAGAAAAUGAAGCAAGAGGCUGAAGAACGACAACGUCUUGAUGAAGAACGCAGAAAUACCUACACGGAGAUGCAGCGCGUCCAGCAAACUCUUGAAAGCGAACGAGCGCUUGCAUUGGACAAGGAGGAGAUAUUCAAACGUCUGCAGUUGAGAGAAACAGAGUUGAGUGACAAAUUAUCAGGAGCUCUCGACGACCAGGAGAAACUCGAGGAUCAGCUAGAUGAUCUGCUUGAAGCAAAGAAAAAGGCAGAACAGAACUCCGAGCAGUGGAGAACCCAAUUGGAGCAGGCAGGCCAAAUCAUUGCCAAGUUAGAGCUCGAGAAGCGUGAGCUCUCGGAACGCCUCGAUAGCUUGGAAGCGCAAUUAGAAGACUUAGCCCACAGCCAGUCUGCAAGAAGUGCCGAAGAAUCGCGCCUGACGCAAGAGGUAAAUAUGCUUCAGAGCCAGUUGAAUCUUAAGGAUCGAAAAGUCACCGAUCUGGAGGGCAAAUUGCUCAAGGUGGAUCAGGAUCUUGAUGUCAAGUUGGCAAAGGCGACAAAGGAGCUUCAGGCUACCCAUGCAAGAGAACACGAGCUUGCCGCAGAAAAUCGCCGUAUUCACAAGCAAAUUGCGGACCUUUCAUCAACGUCCUCGAGUUACGAAGAUCUUGUUCGCAAGAAAGAAAGUGAACUCGCGGUACUAAAGUCAGAUAACCGGAAGUACGAAGAUGAACGCAGAAAUUUCGAUAGUGAACAAAAGUCAUUGAUGAAGGACAAGGAGCAGACUACCAGUCGUCUGCGAGAAGUCCAAGCUGAGAUGUUCGCUAUGCAAACUCAGAAGGCACACCUUGAGCGAGAGGCAGCAGACGCCAAGAAAUUGCUCGACGCGAAACUCAAUGAAGAUGCUCAAGCAGGACAGAAUCGCAGGAUGCUCGAAAAUCAAAUUUCAGACCUCAAGGAGCAAUUGUCAGAUGUUCAGAAAGAGCUCAGUACCGAGCGUCAGUCGAGGGAUGACGUUCAACUACUUGCGGAGGCCCGCUACGAGAAAUUGAAUAAUGAGUUCAAAGAACUCAAUGUCUCCAAGAUUAGAAUAGAGAAAGAACUUUACUCUCAACAGGAUACUCUUCGACGGGCUGUAGAAGCAAGAGCUACAGCCGAAAAGGAACGCAUGGAAUCGCAAUCGGAACUUCGGCGACUACAGAAUGUCGCAGCUGCCCUCGAGGAGGCCACUAAGCAAGCGCAACUGUCCAACGAUCGGGCAGCUCUUCAACAGGCUCGUGAGCGAGAAGCAAGCAUCCGAAAAGACCUGGAAGCUGAACAAUCUCGUGCAACUUACUUUGAGGAGGAGUGCGAUCGACUUAAUCGAGAAGUCAAGCAUUUGAACACAAUCAUUUCCGAAUCUGCCAAUUUUGGAGUGCGAAACGACACUGAAAAAGAAAGACUCGAACGGGAAGUUAAUACAGUCAGGAGUCGUCUUAUGGCGUCCGAAAAUGAUAACCGGGCACUUCUGAACAAACUCCAACAAAAGGGCUUAGAACUUGCCAGGUCUGGAUCGAGGGCUAAUGAGACUUCUCGCAACCAACUGCUCAACCUGCAACGCGAAAAAGCCAAAGUUGAUGAAGAGAACAAGAGGUUACACCGGCAACUAGGUGACGCGCAACUGGCGUUAGCUGCACUCGAAAAGCAAAAAGAAAAGUUAUCCUUAACUUUAGAGGACCUCAACCAUGAAGUUGAACGUGAACACAAGACUAGCCGGAACGCUGAGAAAGCAUCUUCGACGUUCACCAGCCAACUCGCAGAGGCAAAUCGCCAACUGGAGGAUGAACGCCAACUUCAUUCUCAAGCUCAAGCUAAAAACCGACAGCUUCAGUCAAUUAUCGACGCCCGGGAGAAAGAGGUCCUGGAGUUGAUGAAAAUCGUGGAUCCUGAGAUGACAACUCCUGUGCCUCAAUACGAUGGCGAAAGUGACCGCAGUCCUACAAAACAGCCAAAUCUUGUGCCUAAUCUUAUGAAGAAAGUCGAGGAACUGCACAAUAAUCUUCGUGUUCAAAGCGCAGGUCGUUCAAAUGCAGAAGCACAGUUGUCUGACUUGCGUCGACGAUACGAGGAUGAAUUCGGCGAGGCUGGGGGAAAGCAAUCACCAACACGUCCUAUGUUGGAAGAAAUACACCCAAACCAGGUCCCUUUCAAUCAAUCACCAACUCGUCUCCGCGAAAAGCUAAAUGGCAGACCUCGCUCAAAUGUCUCCACGCCCACUAGACGAUUUCCAAGCAGUGGUACCGAAGCGGCACAAGACUCUGCACGGUCUGACCGGACUGCUGAUAUUUUGAGCUUUAACAACCGAAUGGAUCUCAAAGCUGAUUACGAAGAACUACAAAAUCAGCUUCAGCUUACACAGAUGCAAAAUAGACAUUUGCAGAGCCAACUGGAACGAUCUACGCCAUCACGCGAGUCGUGGCCAGAAGACAGUCCAUCUAUUCGACGAGUUCAAAAACUCGAGCAGGCUAACAGUAGACUGCACGAGCUUCUCGACGACUCUGCCAAAAAAGUUUCUAGUCUGGAGAAGAGCAUCCAGUCCGGAGAGUUGUCCCUUCGUGAUGUCCAAACAAGGUCGCAUGAGGAACUUUUCGAACUCAUCAAUAACCAAGAGGAUUCACGACGAUCUCUAUUGCAUGCUCACAAGGACACUGUUGCUGAUUUGAUGGAUACAAAAAAGCAUUUCGAAGCCAUGAAGCAUGCGCGCGCAACCUUGGAGGUAGACCUUAGAGAUGCCAAGUCUGAUCUCGAAGAAUUGAGUCUUCAGAGGGAUCAGGACGCUGCAAGCAGAAGCCAACUUCUGCAAGAAUUCGCCGAUCUUCAGAUCAGACUAGAUGCAGAGUCGUCUAAACUGGUUGAUGUGACUUCCAGUUUGUCGUUGUACAAAAGCAGAGCCGAUGAAUAUUUCAGUAAACUCGAACAGGCCGAAAUCGCAGUGCUGAAAGCGUCACGGGCAGAACAGUUUGCAAGAACACAAGCCAAGGAAGUUGAAGAAACGUGUGCGGAGAUUAUGUCUGAACGCAAGCAGAUGGAUUCGACGAUUGAGGAUCUUCAGCGACAGAAUCAGCGAUAUGAAGAAAAGCUUGAGGAUAUCUCAGCGGAUUUGGAAGCAGCUGUUCAAGCCAGGAAGCGACUGCAACAUGAGCUUGAAGAUUAUCGUAGUCAACGGGCCAUGGAUAUUGAGGACAAGGAGUCAAGUAUGGAACAGACGCGCAAGAAGUAUCAAGCCGAAUUCGCGACCAUGACGAACGAGCUCGAUAUUGCGAGAGAAGAAAAGCUCUUUAAGCAAGCUGAGAACACUAGAUUAAGAGAAGAGCUUGAUGAACUUCGGUCGAAGUGGGACGAUGAAGUGCUCAAUAGUUCCACCUGGUCCAAGGAGAAGGCUCGUCUUGAGUCGACGUUAUCAGACUUGUCAGCCUCUCGGGAUGAGGCCGUCAAUGCCCACAAAGACGCGCAAGAGAAGAUUGUCAGCUUCUUGUCUCAAGUUCGUGGGCUCCGUGCAUCUAUUGAUGAGCUUAACGCAGAACGCGACAUCCUCCAUAGAGAAAAGCGUGCACUCGAGGCUCGUCUUGAGGAGGCGAAAGCCGGCCUUGAUGAUCUGUCACGAAGCGACAGCCCAGCUCUACGCAACGCUGCUGGUAUCGAUCGCGAAAUUCUGGAGCUCAAGGCUAAUCUUGCGCAACAAGAAGAUAUUUCCGCUGCAGCUGUCGGCAAAAUGCGCCGUGCAGAAGCUCUAGCGGUUGAGAUGCAGAAAGACAUCGUUUCAGAAAGAGAAAUGACGGCUCAGCUCAACAAGGAAAAGGCUGCUCUCGAAAAGUCUCUAAAGGAGCAUCAGGUCAAACUGGUCGAUCUUGAGACUAAGGGUUAUUCUAGCGCUAGUCAAGAUGUCAGGUUCUUACAUGGUCGUGUUCAAGAGCUCGAAGCACAACUUGAGUCCCACGAAAACGAGAAGAACAAAUCUCAGCGAUCAGUCCGCAAUGUCGACCGAACUGUCAAAGAUCUCCAGUCUCAGAUAGACCGUCGAGACAAGAUCAACGCUCAACUCGAGGAAGACGUGACACGUGCUCGUGAUCGCGCCGAGAAACUCCUGAAAACCAUCGACGAACUUCAAAGCAGCGACUCUGCGAACCAGCUCAGCGCGCGCAGAGCGGAACGCGAACUCCGCGAGGAGCGCGAGAAGGCUCUGCGUCUAGAACGUGAAUUAGAUGGCUGGAAAGCGAUGAGAGGAAAGGAUAUCCUGACUCGAAGUGGUACCUCGACUUGGACGUUGGGUGCGAGCGCCGAGGAGAAUGGAAUCGAGAUUCCGAAACGGAAGAGUAGCGUCAAUCGACAUGGUAGUAAUCGACAUAUGAGUAUGAGUAAAGGGUUUUUAUGA